GCUGACUCAAUUCGCCGGUCCUUUACAGAGCCCAACCACGCCACAUUGACAUCAUCAGCCCGCUACCACCGCCAAACCGCCGCUCCUAUUUCAUAACGCGUCACUUCCCCAGCUUCGCCCCCAGCACUACUGGUUCUUACACAAACUUUUUGACUUUGCGCUGACUGAGUGCCACCACUGUCCCUGACCGGUUAGUUUAGGCUGCUAUUGGACUGCCAGUCAAACCCUAAGAAAUGGUAGGACUUUCAGUUGGAGAAAAGCAUUUUAUUCAAGGUGGCAUCAAUCAUAAUCUCCGUUCUGAUGGUCGGAAAAGAGAUGCCUACCGACCCAUUUUUGUUGAAACUGGAGUCAUCCCUCAGGCAAAUGGCUCAGCACGAGUUAGGAUAGGCACAACGGAGGUUAUUGCUAGUGUUAAGGCUGAGCUUGGAAAGCCAAGUAUAUUGCAGCCUGACAAGGGAAAGGUUUCUAUAUAUGUUGAUUGCAGUCCAGUUGCGGAACCAAUGUUUGAGAGGAGAGGAGGCGAGGACCUGUCAGCAGAACUUUCAGUUGCUCUUCAGCGUUGUCUCCUGGGCAGUAAAAGUGGAGCAGGGGCUGGAAUUGAUCUAUCAUCUUUAGUAGUUGCGGAAGGAAAAGUCUGUUGGGAUCUUUAUAUUGAUGGUCUUGUCAUCAGUUCAGAUGGAAAUCUUCUAGAUGCUCUAGGUGCUGCAAUCAAGGCUGCUUUGAGCAAUACAGGUAUCCCAAAGGUCCAUGUUGCAGCUGGUGUAUCAGGCGAUGAGCAACCAGAGGUUGACAUUAGUGAUGAAGAAUUUCUUCAAUUUGACACGUCUGAUGUCCCUGUCAUAGUUACGUUAACAAAGGUUGGAAGGCACUAUAUUGUAGAUGCUACUUCAGAAGAGGAAUCCCAGAUGAGCUCUGCAGUUUCUGUUUCGAUCAAUCGGAAAGGGCACAUUUGUGGGUUGACAAAACGAGGAGGUGCAGGGAUUGAUCCAAGCGUUAUAUCUGACAUGACGUCUGUGGCACAACAUAUAAGUGAGCAGCUGAUGAACAAGUUGGACUCUGACAUAGCUGCUGCUGAGGCUAUUGAAGAUGAACCGUGACAUGCAUAGUGAGUAUAGAAUCCUCAGGUUAUGAAGUCUGGUGAUGAGUAGAGUAACAAUGUGUUGUAUACUUUAUUGGUGCAUGUGAAACUACAUUUUUGAAGCACCACCAUCAUAAUUACAUGCAAUAGUUGGGAAUGUGUAGAUUCUCUUUCUGUUAUGUAUUUUGAUAACCAGGGGUUAAUUUAUAGGAGUUCAUAUCGUUCGAUUUUA
This is a messenger RNA of Jatropha curcas, 1310 nucleotides long. RefSeq lists its product as uncharacterized. Lineage: Eukaryota; Viridiplantae; Streptophyta; Magnoliopsida; Malpighiales; Euphorbiaceae. Gene Ontology annotation, molecular function: mRNA 3'-UTR AU-rich region binding. Gene Ontology annotation, biological process: nuclear polyadenylation-dependent rRNA catabolic process; U4 snRNA 3'-end processing; rRNA catabolic process. Gene Ontology annotation, cellular component: nuclear exosome (RNase complex); cytoplasmic exosome (RNase complex). The record is from RefSeq and is a predicted model, not a curated record.